Trypanosoma conorhini is the source of this 1437-nucleotide messenger RNA. Its product is annotated as nucleoporin (NUP54/57). Bases 1 to 1437 code for a protein of 478 amino acids. The transcript has a single exon. NCBI's taxonomy places the organism in Eukaryota, Euglenozoa, Kinetoplastea, Trypanosomatida, Trypanosomatidae. Gene Ontology annotation, cellular component: nuclear pore central transport channel; nuclear pore. Gene Ontology annotation, molecular function: structural constituent of nuclear pore. The record is from RefSeq and is a predicted model, not a curated record. Gene Ontology annotation, biological process: nuclear pore organization; NLS-bearing protein import into nucleus; protein localization to nuclear inner membrane.
AUGUUUUUUUGUUUUUUGUUUUCGUCUGUUGUCUGCGGUGGGCAGCGCCAGUGCAACCCGUGGCAACAGCGUUUGGCCAGCCCCACAGCUGUUUGGGGGCAUCACGCCCGGCUCACCCAAAGCCUCCCGUGUGCAUCCCUCAUUUCUCUUUCAAUCAACUGCCUCAAGUCUAGUGGAAAACAAAAGAUGUUUGGUGCGCCGGCUGGCGGGUUCGGAACAGCCGCAAACCCGGCGGCUGGCGGGUUCGGAACAGCCGCAAACCCGGCGACUGGCGCGUUCCGAACAGCCGCAAACACGCUGGCUGGCGGGUUCGGAACAGCCGCAAACACGCUGACUGGCGGGUACGGAACAGCCGCAAACACGCUGACUGGCGGGUACGGAACAGCCGCAAACACGCUGACUGGCGGGUACGGAACAGCCGCAAACACGCUGACUGGCGGGUACGGAACAGCCGCAAACACGCUGACUGGCGGGUUCGGAACAGCUGCAAACACGCUGGCUGGCGGGUACGGAACAGCCGCAAAUCAGACGGCUGGCGGAUUUGGUUUGGCGGGUGCUGGUGGAUUCGGCACAUAUGCGGGCGUAAAUAAUAAUAACAUGCUGGGGGCUGCACAGAACCUCCAUGAAUUUGGAGGCCAGAGCACGUUGGGGCGCUACCUGCUGGAGCUGGACAACGCAUACAACGCCCUACACCCCAACUGCCGCUUUCGUGCCUUUCUCUACAACAUGUGUGCCCCCGGGCAAUCGACCAUGGCGGUGGAGCGGGAACGAUUUAUCGCUGCUCAGGCAGGAGGCGGCUGCAGGGAGGAGGAGCUGCUGCGGGCGCAGGAGCGCAACCCGGAUCCGCUUCGGAUGUACCCGACGCCCGUGCACUUCAUGCAGGAGCUGAAGUCGCGGGCGGAGAAACAGCAGGAGGCCAUCGUGGCCAUGCGGAAGCACGUGGAUGCGCUUGUUUCGAAAGCAGAGCGCUUUAGACAGUUGGACGAGGCGAAUGCCGCCCAGCAUCGGGAGCUGAUGCUGGAGCAGGUCAUGCUGCAGCGUCGAUGGUACUCGCUCGUGAAGAAGGUGGAGACGCUUCGGCAGCUUGGGCUGCCUCUUGGCGAGGAGGGCCGCAUUGCGAGCAUCGUCAAGGCCCUCAACCUGCAGCUUGCGGCGCCAGGGGUGUACAAGACGGCGCUGUCGGAGCUGCAGCCCUUCUUGGACGCCGAAUCCGCAGCUGUCGCAUCACUCCUCCGAAGCUGCCCGGGGGAGGAGGCGCGUGAGCCCGCCCUCUCAAACGAGGGCGGCCUGCUGCAGCGACGCACCGACCCACAGCUGCUAAAGAACUGGACACGUUUUGCGGAGCGCAUUCAGGAAGGUGUGGAGGCCCUAGUAGAGCUACUGGAGAAGGACACGGCAGACAUGCGUGCGAUUCGGCAUCGGGUGGGCGCGGUGUGA